Molecule: messenger RNA, 1774 nt
Organism: Dryobates pubescens (Downy woodpecker)
Lineage: Eukaryota; Metazoa; Chordata; Aves; Piciformes; Picidae
Gene: COASY
Product: Coenzyme A synthase
Exons: 9
Coding region: 51-1649 (532 amino acids)
Biological process (GO): coenzyme A biosynthetic process
Molecular function (GO): pantetheine-phosphate adenylyltransferase activity; dephospho-CoA kinase activity; ATP binding
Source: RefSeq, a predicted model, not a curated record
CCGGGGCGGGCCUCGAGGCGCGUUCCGGGGCGGCGGCUUCCGGCGGGGCCAUGCCGCCGUUCGGCGCGGGGCUGCUGGUGCUGACGGCGCCGUUGGCGGCGCUGCCCCGGCGGGCGGCGGCGGCGGUGGCGGCGGCGGCGGGGCUGGUGGCGGGGCCGCUGUACGUGCACCUGCAGCCGGGGCUGCGCCUGGCGGCCCCCGCGCCGCGCCCCGCCGCCCCCCCCGCCGGCCCCGCGCUGCUCCGGGCCCUGGACGCGCUGUACGCGGCGGCGGCGCGGCGGGGCCUGGACCUACGUGUCCUGCUCGCCCCCGGUCGCCGCCUCGCCCGCCCGCCCCGCGUCCUGCUGCUCCCUGCCGCCGAGGCUCCCGGGCCGCCGGGGCCGGUGCAGCUCGGCCUGCAGCACCUGGCCACCGCCGCCUACGGCUGCCCGCCGCAGCUGCCCGCGCUGCUGCUGGAUGGCGCCGGGGAUGACCCCGGGGAGACCCCCGAGGAGGACCCCGGGGAGGACCUCGGCGCGGCGCUUCCCAACUUCUCCGACGUGGCGGUCGGGGGCACCUUCGACCGCCUGCACGGCGCCCACCGGUUCCUGCUCAGCGCCUGCGCCCUCCUGGCCCAGCACCGGCUCCUGGCCGGGGUGGCCGACGGCGACCUGCUUCGCCACAAGGUGCUGGCGGAGCUGAUCGAGCCCUACGAGCUGCGGGCGGCCCAGCUGCUCGAGUUCCUGCAGGACGUGCAGCCCUCGCUGCGCUACGACAUCGUGCGGCUGGCUGACCCCUACGGCCCCGCGGUCACCGACCCCAACCUGCAGUGCUUGGUGGUCAGCGAGGAGACCCGCAGGGGGGGCGAGGCCGUCAACAGGAAGAGGCUUGAAAACGGGCUCCCCGAGCUGGCUCUCUACGAGAUCCUGUUGAUGAAGGACCCUGACCACAGUCAGAACGAGGAGGAGAAGAUCAGCUCCUCCAGCCUGCGGCAGAGGCUGCUGGGGACACUGCUGCGGCCCCCGCGGCAAGACCCUGCCUUGCCCCCGCGCCCGUACGUCAUUGGCCUGACCGGAGGGACCGGGAGUGGGAAAACCUCCAUCGCCAGCCGCCUGGGGCGCCUCGGAGCUUUCAUCAUCGACGCCGACAAGCUGGGCCACGCCGUCUACAGCCCCGGUGGCCCUGCCUACGGGCGGGUGCUGGCCACCUUUGGGGCAGAAAUCCUGAACCAAGAUGGGACAAUUAACAGGAGAGUCCUUGGGGCCAAAGUGUUUGGAAACCAGGAGCGGCUGAAGAGUCUGACAGACAUUGUGUGGCCUGAGAUGGCUCAGAUGGUCAAGGAGCAGAUCAGGGAGGCAGCUGCUCAAGGGAGCUCUGUGUGCGUGCUGGACGCUGUGGUGCUGCUGGAGGCCAGCUGGCAAGACAUGGUCCACGAGGUGUGGACUGCCAUCAUCCCUGAGGAGGAGGCUGUGAGGCGCGUCGUGGCCCGGGACGGGCUGAGCGAGGAGGCUGCUCGCAGCCGGCUGCAGAGUCAGAUGAGCAACAGCCAGAGGGUGCAGCAGUCCCACGUGGUGCUGUGCACGCUCUGGGAGCAGGAUGUCACCCGCAGGCAGGUGGAGAAGGCCUGGGGCCUCCUGCAGCAGCGCCUGGGCUUGGGGCACAGCCUCUGAGGGGGCCGUGCCCCUCGACCAUCACCCCCAACCCCACGGAUCCCACACAGGUGGGAAGGGCAGCGAAGGGCCCUGUCCUGGCACUACCAGCAGUGCCAUGCUGAGGAGCACAGCGUGGGGGCUGA